Priapulus caudatus is the source of this 1480-nucleotide messenger RNA. RefSeq names its product protein RMD5 homolog A-like. The transcript has 10 exons. NCBI's taxonomy places the organism in Eukaryota, Metazoa, Priapulida, Priapulimorpha, Priapulimorphida, Priapulidae. The record is from RefSeq and is a predicted model, not a curated record. The coding region runs from base 1 to 1245 and encodes 414 amino acids. Gene Ontology annotation, biological process: proteasome-mediated ubiquitin-dependent protein catabolic process. Gene Ontology annotation, molecular function: protein binding; ubiquitin protein ligase activity. Gene Ontology annotation, cellular component: cytoplasm; GID complex; nucleus.
AUGCACGUACUUGAUGCAACCGGCAACCUGCAGCUGCUUCCCGCUUCUGUAUUCUGUACCGAACGAUGUACACGGACCACUGAAGACACGAAAGAAAAAAUUGAUAAAGUUUUAUCGAAGUUUAAGACAAUUAGUGACCAAACAACAAAGCAAUUGGCAGAUGUCAUAGACUACGUGGAAAAGAUUCAAAACGACUUAUCUAAUAUUCCAGAAGAGAAUGAACUGAGUGUAGCGCAGUCCCUCAUGCUCUCACAGUGCAUGAAGAAAGUCAAAGAUACAUCUGGCAAAGCAGCAGCUGAUCAUAAGGAGUUACACGGCUCGGUGUCUAAAGUCGGAAAAGCCAUCGAUCGUAACUUCACGCAAGACUUUGGCGUUGUCAACAAAGAUGAGACAUUCUGUGGUCUGGACCAGCCCGAUCUUGUUAAUCAGGUCAUCUGCCAGCACUUCUUCAGACAGGGAAUGUUGGACAUUGGCGAAGCACUAAUUAGGGAAGCAGGGGUUGACAUAGCGGACAAGUCCAAGGAACCGUUCUUUGAGAUGAACCGAAUCCUAGAGGCGUUGAAGAAUGGAGAUCUCCAGCCUGCCCUCAGCUGGGCGUACGACAACAGACAGCUGCUGAGAGACAACCACAGCUCGCUGCAGUUCAAGCUGCAGCGACUGCAGUUCAUUCAGCUGCUGCGCGGGGGACCCGGCAAGCAGGCGGAGAUGCUCGCGUACGCGCGAAACUUUGAGCCGUUCGCCACGCAGCACGAGAAAGAGAUUCAGCAGCUGAUGGGGAGUCUGCUGUACGUGAACAGUGGCGUGGACAACUCGCCGUACGCUCACCUACUGCAGCCGAUCCAGUGGGCCGACAUCUGUGACGUGUUCACCAGGGAUGCUUGCGCUCUGCUGGGUCUCUCCAUAGAGAGCCCUCUUACCCUCGGCAUCAAUGCGGGAUGCAAGGCGUUGCCAGCGCUGCUCAAUAUUAAGCAGGUGAUGUUGCAGCGACAGUGUACAGAUGUGUGGAGCAACAAGGACGAGCUACCAGUGGAGGUGAAUCUAGGAGCCGAGUAUCGCUUCCACUCAAUCUUUGCGUGUCCCAUCCUACGUCAACAAAGCACAGAUAGCAACCCUCCGAUGCGUCUUAUCUGCGGCCACAUCAUCUCACGAGAUGCCCUUAACAAGCUAGCGAAUGGAAACAAGGUGAAAUGUCCGUACUGCCCCGUCGAACAGAGUCCCACAGAUGCCAAGGUUGUCUACUUCUAAGCCAAGGUCAUCAACUUCUAAGCCAAGAUCAUCAACAUCUAAGCCAAGGUCAUAAACAUCUGAGUCAAGGUCAUCUACUUCCGGCAACAAAAGAGCAAGCAAUCGACGUGGAAACAAUGACACACUCAUACUCUUGUUGCCCACCUCCCCAAAUGUACUGCUGCUGUAUUGCGCAAAAAGCUAGAAGAGGGUAGCAGUGAACAAUGUGCGUGUGUUGGCAUUUUCAUUCGUGUUG